AAUAACUUAGUUAGUAAGAGAAGAGAAAUAAAUCAUCUUGUGUGUGUUUGUGAAGAGAGUGGGCAGAGUUUGAUGAAGUAGCAGCCAGCUAUUUGUUUCUUCAUCCCUUCCAAUUUCACCUCUCACUCUCACUCCCACAACCCACCACUCUCUCUCAUUCCCAUUUAUAUUUACUCAAAUCAACCUAAAAAUCCCCCACCCCCUUUCUCUUCCAUUUCCAUUAUGGGCUACGGCAGGCUCAACGAAUCCGACCCCGGCGGCACUUCCUCCGCCGCCUUCCAACUCUCCGACCACCCCAUUUCAUUUCCCACCCCUAGUCGAAGCAGAGCACAACUUUUCCUUAUUUCCCUUCUCUCCCUCCUUCUCAUCGUCGCCGCCGCCGUCUCCGCCACGUUUCUCAUCGGCAUCCGAACCGCCUCCCCGGCUCGAUCCGACCGAAAUCUCCCUCGCAAACCGACUCAGGCUAUUUCCAAAGCUUGUAGCCGAACUCGCUUCCCGAGUCUCUGUGUCAACUCCCUCCUCGAUUUCCCUGGUUCUCUCAACGCCAACGAACAAGAUCUCGUCCACAUUUCCUUCAAUAUCACUCUUCAGCAUCUCAACAAAGCUCUCUAUUUGUCCUCUGAGAUUUCCUCUCUUCAAAUGGAUCUUCGUGUUCGUUCCGCUUACGAUGCUUGUCUUGAACUCCUUGACGAUUCCGUCGACGCUCUUACGCGUUCCUUACAGUCCGUCGCGCCAUCUUCCUCAUCCGGUACACCACAGCGCCUUGGCUCAUCCGAAGACGUCAUUACCUGGCUUAGCGCUGCCCUUACUAAUCAAGACACAUGUACGGACGGAUUCUCUGAGCUCUCCGGUACUGUCAAAAACCAAAUGGCUGAUAAACUUCACAAUUUGUCCGAACUCGUUAGCAAUUGCUUGGCGCUGUUUUCCGGUAGUGAAACGAGCGAUUUCUCCGGAGUGCCGAUUCAGAACAAACGACGGUUGAUGAACGCCGGAGACAACGAGGAUACUUCCGGUAACUUCCCCGGGUGGAUGAGUCGGAGAGAGAGGAGGUUACUGACGUUGCCGGUGGGAGCGUUACAAGCCGAUAUUGUGGUUUCUCAGAACGGUAACGGAACGGUGAAGACGAUCGCCGAAGCGAUCAAAAAGGCGCCGCAGUACAGUAGUAGAAGGACGAUCAUAUACGUGAUGGCAGGAAGGUACGAAGAGAAGAAUCUGAAAGUGGGGAGAAAGAAAACGAACCUCAUGUUUGUUGGAGAUGGCAAGGGUAAAACUGUCAUUUCGGGUGCUAAAAGUAUCUUUGAUAAUGUGACAACUUUUCACACGGCGUCGUUUGCGGCUACCGGCGCCGGUAUAAUCUUGAGGGACAUGACAUUUGAGAAUUGGGCUGGACCGGGGCGACACCAGGCGGUUGCGCUUCGAGUCGGCGCCGACCAUGCAGUGGUGUACCGCUGCAACAUAAUCGGGUAUCAAGACACUCUCUACGUUCAUUCGAACCGUCAAUUUUACAGAGAGUGCGACAUUUACGGGACGGUGGAUUUCAUCUUCGGGAAUGCGGCGGUGGUGUUUCAGAACUGCAGCAUUUACGCUCGAAAGGCAAUGGCGCUUCAAAAGAACACAAUCACGGCCCAAAACCGGAAAGAUCCGAAUCAGAACACCGGAAUUUCAAUCCACGCCUGCCGGAUUUUGGCCACCUCCGAUCUAGCAUCGUCCAACAGCUCUAACCCGACGUAUCUGGGCCGUCCGUGGAAAUUAUACUCUAGAGUCGUGUAUAUGUUAUCGUACAUAGGGAGCCACGUGCAUCCACGCGGUUGGUUGGAGUGGAACGCCACGUUUGCAUUGGACACGUUGUAUUACGGUGAGUAUAUGAAUUAUGGGCCGGGUGGGGCGGUGGGCCAGAGGGUGACGUGGCCUGGGUAUCGUGUCAUAACGUCCACGGUGGAGGCGAGUAAGUUCACGGUGGCUCAGUUCAUUUACGGCUCCUCGUGGUUGCCGUCCACCGGAGUUGCAUUCCUCGGAGGGCUAAAUGUGUAAUUUCGCUAAUUGUAUUAUAUAUAAGGUGGUAAUAAAGAAAGGAGGAGGAAAAGAAAAAAAAAAAACGUUGGUAAAUCCACGAUAAGGUAAAAAAGGUGGGUAAAAAGUGUCGGCAUAAAACACCAUAUAAUUUAAUUGUGAACAUUUUUUUUAAAUUAUUCGUGAAUGUAUGGAUAGUAAUUUAUGUUCUAUUCUUUUUUCCUCUUAAUUGUAUUGUAACUGAAUAUUAUCUGAUUUUUUAUAAUAUUAUUAAUAACGCAU
Molecule: messenger RNA, 2292 nt
Organism: Benincasa hispida (wax gourd)
Lineage: Eukaryota; Viridiplantae; Streptophyta; Magnoliopsida; Cucurbitales; Cucurbitaceae
Product: putative pectinesterase/pectinesterase inhibitor 34
Biological process (GO): cell wall modification
Molecular function (GO): enzyme inhibitor activity; pectinesterase activity
Source: RefSeq, a predicted model, not a curated record